AUGGGUGAUUCCAAGACGGCCUCGGCGCCUGUACCCGCGCGGCCAUUUGACGACUAUGGGCCCGGCAGCGUUCAAGUCCAGGAUGCAGAUGAGCUGCGUCUGGCGCAAAUGGGACAUAAACAGGAGCUCAAACGCCAUUUCUCGGUAUGGAGUCUGAUUGGAUUAGCGGCCAAUUGCACCAUUUCCUGGACAGGACUUGGACUGGGGUUGAUCACCUCUAUCAAUGCGGGAGGACCUGGCGCAUUAAUCUACGGAUUCAUCCUGGUCUUCAUCCUGCAGUGUUUCUUGGCCACGUCUUUGGCGGAAUUUGUCUCGGCGUAUCCGGUGGAAGGUGGGAUGUAUCACUGGAUUGCAGCGAUAGCCCCCCAUCGCUAUAGCGAUGUGUUGAGCUUCGCAACCGGCUGGAGCACCGUCUUUGGAUGGAUCUUCACCACGGCUUCGACGAACCUGGUUUACGCAUCCAACUUCAUGGCCCUCGUUGGAUUAUAUAAAACCGAUUUCGUGCUGCAGCCAUGGAUGACGUUCGUGGCAUAUCAAGGGUUCAAUCUUCUUACGUCCGCCAUUGUCAUGUUUGGAAAUAAGUGGAUGCCUGCAAUCAACAAGUUCUCGUUAUGCUAUCUUCAGUUGGCUUGGCUUGCCAUCCUCGUUACUGUGGCGGCGGCGGCCCCAAAACAUAAUGAUACUGAAUUCGUUUUCCGCACCUGGAUCAACGAGACUGGGUGGGAGAAUAAUGUCAUUUGCUUCAUCACCGGCUUGGUAAAUCCGCUGUAUUCUCUAGGUGGCCUAGAUGGGAUCACGCAUAUUACAGAGGAGAUGCCAAACCCUGGAAGGAAUGCUCCGUUGGCUCUGGCUUGCACUCUUGGCAUAGCUUUUGUGACCGGAUUGUCCUAUCUCCUAGCUUUGAUGUUCUCGGUCCAAGACUACACAACUCUUGCCGACUCGCCCACGGGCCUGCCUCUGGCGGAGAUUUUUCGCCAGGCGACCCAGAGCCGAGGAGGUGCUUUUGCGCUUGUUUUUCUCUUGUGGGUGGCGGUGGGCCCGUGUAUGAUUGGUUCGCAGCUGAGCACGGGGCGAAUGUUCUGGGCGUUCGCUAGAGACGGGGGUCUUCCAUUCUCGAGAUUCUGCUCAAAAGUCAGCCCUCGAUAUGGGGUUCCGGUUAACGCCCAGCUAGUUGUCGGCAUCAUCGUCGCUCUUCUGGGAUGCAUUUAUCUGGGCUCUAGCACGGCCUUCAACUCCAUGAUGAGUUCUGCAGUGACGAUCAACAACUUUGCUUAUCUUGUGCCGAUCUUGACCAACGUGCUGCUCCGUCGGCAGACCAUGCACCACGGCCCCUUUGCCUUAAGCUUUGCCAUGGGGAUGACGGUCAAUAUCCUCACGGUGGCCUGGUUGAUUUUUGCCAUCGUGUUCUUUUCGUUCCCUUAUGAGAUGCCUGUGACCGUAUCGAACAUGAACUAUACUUGUGUAUGUGUCGGUGGAUUCUUGUUUCUCGAGCUACUGUGGUGGCUCAUUGCGGGCAAGAAAUACUCGAAGCACAUGCAAAAGGUAAAGGCGCAUGAUAGCGAGACAGCACACACAUCAGUGGUCAUUGCGGCCGAUGAGAAAAGCUAG
Aspergillus aculeatus ATCC 16872 is the source of this 1608-nucleotide messenger RNA. Its product is annotated as putative choline transporter Hnm1. Bases 1 to 1608 code for a protein of 535 amino acids. The transcript is spliced from 13 exons. Gene Ontology annotation, molecular function: transmembrane transporter activity. NCBI's taxonomy places the organism in Eukaryota, Fungi, Ascomycota, Eurotiomycetes, Eurotiales, Aspergillaceae. Gene Ontology annotation, biological process: transmembrane transport. The record is from RefSeq and is a predicted model, not a curated record. Gene Ontology annotation, cellular component: membrane.